AUGACGGAUGCAAAUGGUAGCAAAGAGCCAACGGGCACGGGCACGGGCACGGGCGCGGGCGCGGGCGCAGGCGCCGACUCGGGGAGACGCAAGUUUACACUGUCUGCGACCGCAAAGAACCUUGUGUCAGUUGUUCUUGCGCAUAUCAGUGAAUUGAAGGGGGCGGGAAGGCUCAUAUGUGCGCUUUUACAGAUGGAAUGCGUCAAGCGUAACAUCGGCCAUCUUUGUACCAAGGACGAGCGGCAAGCACGAGCCAAACGAUCAAAGACGGAUAAUAAAGACAAGACCGCGAUCAAAAAUGAGACACCAUCGGUGGAGGACGAGGGCGAAGCAGAAGCCGAGGAGACAAUGCAACUGUUGGAGCAUUUUGUCGACGGACCGCCUCGUGCGAGUGCCUCUCUACCCGCUCUGGUCGGCCCAACCUCGUUGUCGGUUGCGCCGGAUUUUCCUAAUCGACAUUGGGAAAAUAAUGAUCCUAAGCGACAGGGUGAGAAACUCACCCUGAUCCAAGAGAUUGUCGAUGCGAUGCCAGAGUUGGAGACAAUGCAUGCUCUUUUUGAAAUCUUUGUGACCCGCUGCCAGGGUCCCUUGGGCAAUGUGGUGCAUACGCCGAGCUUUAUGAAACAAGUUGAGCAGUUCAGCAAGUGCUUGCAUCUGGCCUCAUCAGACUCGCGGGUCUUGGCGAUAUCGAGCACAGUGACGAUGGAAUCACUGGGUUGUUUCCUCUUAGCGCUCGUACUCGGUCUCGCAUUUCACCCAACUCCGUCAAUGCUCGGAUGGACUCCUACGCCUUCGGCCAUGCGCGUGGAGGAGCUGCGAGCAUCCGACAUGCGCUCCCAGGCCUGGAGAUCUCUAAGCUUGCGUUGUCUCCAGGAUGGAAUUUCUCUGUUCUGUGGCUCGAUCACUGGCCUGCAGGCCGCGAUCAUGCUUUUGCUUGAUGGUCAAGAGGGGUCUCUGGCACUCGAUGCGGUUCUAGUCACUGCAAUUUCUGGAGCCCGCAAGCUCGGCCUGCAUCGGCUCGGCGACAUCAAACUGGACGCCUCUGCAUCGCACUCGCCGCUGAUGGGCAAUGGCAGCUCUGAGCCGGCAGAACCAUCUUAUCUUCGCACGGAAGUGGGCAUUCGAAUAUGGUGGGCCCUCGUGAUGAGAGAUUGGUCACGGGGUCAAGCCCUUGGGUACUACACCGUCCGUCCAUCACAGUUCAACACUCGGAUGCCACUACAUAUCAAUGAUGAUGAUCUCUGUUUGUCCACAUGGAGACUCAGUGUCAACGGCGAGAUCGCAGAGCGACCUCGAUCCGAGUUUACUAUGAUGUCGUACACCGUCCACGCCCUCGAGCUCGGCAGUAUUGUCCGUGAAUCGAUCGAUCUCUGGGGGCUACAGUCCCAGCAGCCCGGUGGCAACGCGGAAUCUGCCAAGUUGCGGAAACACCUCAACAACAAGUACGAAAAGUACGUGGCCGGUCUGCCGUCGUAUUUUCGACUCGGCAGCACAAUAGGACUCACCGCCACCGGUCCAUCGGCGGCGAUUCCCGUGCAACGAUGGAUGCUCCACCAGCAGCUGUGGAGCUUCUUACUUCGACUGCAUCGGGCGACACUGUUAUCUCCCAUCGGGCGUGCUUCAUGUCAGUUGCUAGCACAGAACAUUAUCGGCACCCAGGCCCAGAUCCAGGCCCGAUGCGCCGUCUGCGGUUCGUUGUCGACCAGCGAGACGCAGCUCUUCAACGCGGCUGUCGUGCUACUCCUCGACCUGAUCUUCACUUCGGAACAAGAGGCUACAGAUAGUGCCACGGCCCACCUCAGCCGAUUGAUGACACGCGACAAAGUCAGGGAAGCGAUUGAAUUACUGCGAACCAAAAGCAUGGCAGACCAGACCUCCCUCCACGAUCUUCACUCGGAGCAGGUCCAAGGGUCCGCCCAACGGAGCGUCGAUGCUCUGGAGGCUCUGAUGAGGCUAUCGGAGGACAUAUCCGCUCACCCCGAGAUCAACAAGCCGGGCAGUGCGGCCGGCACCCUCCAGGGCGAGCCGCCACUAACCGCCCACGCCUCGUUACGGUCAAAAGUCGCCGAGAUCCUUCGGGGCUUGAGUCCCAGCGGAAGAUCUGACUCGAUGGCUGCGGACCCCCUCAUGCAAGAGAAUCACGCCCCCUUCGAUCCCUUUCCCAUGUUUGAUGUCUCGCCCGCCUUCGCCCAUAUCGGCGGUCCCGACGGCGCAUUCCCAUACGACUUGGACGUGCUCCCCAUCCUUUCUAAUGGGUUCAGCUCUAAUUUUUACGAGCCGUUUGACUUUCUCCCCUUACCAUUCGACUCUCAACCGCCCAAGGAACUGCCAUUUGCAAACUUGGGUGACCUCACUAUUGCGUCGGGCACUCGGAUGACCUACACGUCUCCGUCGUCUAUGAGGAGUGACACCUUUGGAUUGGGUGGGGAGAGUGACACUGCGACGACGCCUUCGAGUGUGGAUGCGUACGUUGCAGCGAAGUUUUGCCACGCGCUAGGGGAUGGAUCGUUGCCGAAUCUGUAG
Molecule: messenger RNA, 2523 nt
Organism: Penicillium diatomitis
Lineage: Eukaryota; Fungi; Ascomycota; Eurotiomycetes; Eurotiales; Aspergillaceae
Product: putative C6 transcription factor
Exons: 6
Coding region: 1-2523 (840 amino acids)
Source: RefSeq, a predicted model, not a curated record